Brassica rapa (field mustard) is the source of this 2273-nucleotide messenger RNA. Its product is annotated as ethylene-responsive transcription factor ERF069. Gene Ontology annotation, molecular function: DNA binding; DNA-binding transcription factor activity. Gene Ontology annotation, biological process: regulation of DNA-templated transcription. The record is from RefSeq and is a predicted model, not a curated record. NCBI's taxonomy places the organism in Eukaryota, Viridiplantae, Streptophyta, Magnoliopsida, Brassicales, Brassicaceae.
UCAUAAAAAUUCUAUUUAUAAACCGGAUAACCCGAAAAAUUGAAUUACCUGAAUAUUUUUAUUUGGUUGAUAAAUAAUUUAGUUAACCAAAAGUAUAAAUUAUGUAUAUAAUUAUUUAUUUAAAAUAUAUAUAUAACUAUGUUUAAUAUAACACAUAGUACCAAAACUAUUUUCAAAAUAAUAUUAUGUUUUAAAAUGAGUAAAUUUUGUUCUAAAACACAAUUCUACUGCUAACCUAUUUUAAAGUAUUGAUAUAGUGUUAAUACAUAACUAUGUGUUUUCAAAGUUUUUAGAAGUUAUCACUAACCGAUUUAUAAUUAGUUAGACUAAAUAUUUAACAGAACCAAAGAUAAAUAGCAAUUUUCUGAAAAUAUAGCAGGUGGAAAGAUUGAACCGGUUUUAUGUAGACCAUAAUCAUAUAUAUGGAUUCGUAUAAGAACUGGUUUGGUAUUAAAUAAUACAACCAAUUUGGAAUAUUAAAUUGUGACAAACAUCCUUUAGUUUCUGAAUGAUAAUGCUGAAGUGUUCAUAUAUAUAACAUGGUUAAUGAGAUCAGUUUAGUUAAUAAGGUUGGUAUAAAAUAAUGGUUGAUCUCUGUAAAAGAUGCAAUUUUUUUUACAAUGGAUAUUGUAUUAUGUUUAUAGUCUCCAAAGAUAUUUACUAUUAAAUAAAUCACAAGUAACCAUUACAAAUAUAGGGUGGACAUUAUUUAAUAAUAACACAAAAUAAUUAUGAUGGAAUAAUGUGUAUAUAAUAAAUGUAUAUGUAGAGAAUUAAGUUAGGAUCAUUUUUUAUGACUAAUUUGUCUUUAGUGAAAAAUAAUGAAGUUAGUAGUAUGAGAAAUAAUAGGAAUUCUAGUUAAAUGAAAUGGUCCAACUAUGACUUAUUUUAAGUAGAUUUUUAAGACUUCUUCCCUUUUAAUAGUAUUGAUGGUGCUCUAAUAUCCUACUUCUUAUCAGGGGUUCACAAGAAUUAGCGGUCCAUAUGCAUAUUUUUUAUUUGCCAUUACAUUACGAACUUAUAUACUAAUAUGUUGAGUUUUGGAACAAUAUAGCUUGUAGUCUUGUAGAAAAAUUUGGACAACAAGUGAUCAAAUCAUACACGCUCUAGUUUUGUGGAUGGCUGAAGCCUAUAAAGUUGUAACUUGUAAGCCCACAAGGCCAAUAAAACUCCACAAGGAUGAGGUUUUUAUAUUGAGCCAAACCCAAUUCAAAAAUCCAAUUUGGAUUUAGUAAAUCGAAUCAAACCAAAAUUUUAUUUUUUCAAACGAGAAUCAAACCAAAAAUUUAAUGAUCAAAUAAAAUCUAAAACUGAACUGCAAAUGAUUUUAGAUUUACAGACAAAAGCCUACAAAAGAAAAAGAUAUAUAGACAAAAAAUUUACCGUUAAAAUUUCAAAAAAAAAAAAAAAUUCAAGUCAAUAAAUAAAAAUAUUUUCAUAUCAACAAAAAUCAAUCAUGCAAUAAAUUUCAAUAACCGACUUAAUAAAACUUGUUCAGAAAGCGAGUCAAGUAUCUCCAACUCCAAGCCACAUGAUGAUGAGGUUCUGACGUAAUAAUAAGAACAAGUCAUUGUUUAAAAAAUUUCAAAGACCGAAACACACCAUAGCUCCGCCACAUCUCCAGUUUCCCGAUGAAGCGAGUCGUGAGGAUAUCAUUCACCGACGUGGAGGCCACCGAUUCUUCCAGCAGCGAAGACGAUCAGACGAACACCGAAUCGCCGUCGCCACGAAAAGGGAAGAGGUUCGUCAAGGAGAUCGUCAUCGACCCAUCCGAUUCCGCCGAGGUGAGAAAGACGCGGUUUAAGAUCAGGAUUCCGGCGAGGCUUACGAAGAAGUUCCGAGGUGUGAGGCAGAGGCCGUGGGGGAAAUGGGCGGCUGAGAUCAGGUGCGGUAAAGCUCACGGUGGAAUUCGCAACGGGGGACCUGUUCGUCUUUGGCUUGGGACAUUCGAAACCGCCGAGGAAGCUGCUUUGGCUUACGACAAGGCCGCGAUUCGGCUUAUUGGGCCUCACGCGCCGAUCAAUUUCGGCCCAGAAUCUCCGGCUGUGAAGCAAGAUUCCGUUGCGGGGGACUGAUGAUUCUCUUUCUUUUCUUUUGUAAAAAGUGAUCAUUUUUACCUUUUAACAGCAAGUUCUCUCUUUGUACAUGCAAUAUUUGAAGUUACUAAUUUCUCAUUCCAGAUUCUUGGUUUAAUUAUCAUAUAUAUAAUUGUACAUUUGUGAUCUUAUUUUUGUGUUCUUUUUUGACUUAUAUGUGAGACCCUUUAGCUGUUG